AACUGCGGGUGUGUUUACCAGUGCGGGUGUGGCUUCCAGGCGAGUGUUGUGUUGACAGUUCACACGCUCGCCCGGCUUGUGAGUCAUCGGUUUAGGGGGCAGAGUCGCCAGCAGGACUCGAGUACCCGGGCUGAAAUCUUCACCCAACGCAUCUUCCGCACGGCGAAUGCGAGAACAGCCAACAUGUCUGAUAUCGACUUUCAUCAUAUCGUCGUGACUGACGACACAGCAGCUGGAGUGAAUCCAUCGGAACUGCAGCCGAUCCUGCAGAAACUGAGAACGGCCCUCUGCAUCCGUGAGAAAUACAUGCGGCGUUCCCUCCAGCGAUUCCCGCAGACCACCUCAGAGGUGCUGAGGCAGGUCAGUGGGGAAACAUGGAAUCCCGAAGAAAUUGUGUACCCAGACUUCACCUGCUAUCCAGCGGAUAUAGCGGAAGCUCUCAGCCUGGAGUCAAUCCCCGAGGACUGGUCCUACGUCCUCAGCCUGAAGGACGGGGUCUUCACCCUGACGGAUAGCUCUGGGGACCCCAUCCCCUUCAUCUGCUCCACCAGCCACGCCGAGUACUCAAGGGACAUGAAGACCCUGCUGGGGAUCAUCGCCGACGGGCCGCUGCGGACUUACUGUAACCAACGCCUGAAGAUGUUGGUAUCCCGUUUCCACCUUCACCAGCUGGCCAAUGAGAAGAGGGAGUUCAUUGACCUCCAGGUGGCCUCCCACAGUGACUUCUACAACGUGGCCAAGGUCGACACGCACAUCCACGCAGCGGCCUGUAUGAAUCAGCACUCCCUCCUGCGUUUCAUCCGCCACACGUACACGCGAGACCAGGACAGGGAGGUUCACCGAUCCCAGGACGGGACCUUCACCCUGGGGCAGCUAUUCCAGAGGCUGGGCCUCGACCCCAACCACCUCGACAUCGACGCACUCAACGUGCACGCGGACCGAGAGACCUUCCAGAGGUUCGAUCGCUUCAACGCCAAGUACAACCCGCUGGGAGCGAGCGAGCUGCGGAAGUUGUACCUCAAGACCAACAACGACAUCAACGGAGAAUAUUUUGCCGGACUGAUAAAGGAAUACGCUGAUUCAAUGGAUGACACCUCGAACCAGUUUGCCGAGUUGAGGAUCUCGAUUUACGGCAACAGUCCCGGCGAGUGGGACCAGCUCGCCUCCUGGUUUUACGACCAGCAAGUCUGCUCGCGCAAGAUCCGCUGGAUGAUUCAGGUUCCCCGGAUCUAUAACGUGUUUUACAAGCUUGGGAAGGUACAGUGUUUCGCUGAGGUGCUCGACAACUUGUUCCGGCCCAUCUUUGAAGCCACCCUCUACCCGAACAAGCACAAGAAACUGCAUCUGUUCUUCAAAUAUAUUACAGCCUUCGACAGUGUGGACGAUGAAUCGAAGACGGACGAGGGCUUCUUCCCCGAGCUCCCCCAGCCGGAGGAAUGGAGCUUGAAGAAAAACCCUCCCUACAGCUACUACCAGUUCUACAUGCUGAGUAACAUUAGCAUCCUCAACCAGCUGCGCAGACAGCGCAACAUGAACACCUUCCUGUAUCGGCCUCACUGUGGGGAGGCCGGCUCCCACACACACCUGGUCGAUGGAUUCCUGACAGCCGACAACAUUUCCCACGGACUGCGCCUCAAAAAGGACCCUGCCCUCCAGUAUCUCUACUACCUGGCACAGGUGCCCAUUGCCAUGUCUCCGCUCAGCAACAACAGCCUGUUCCUCGAGUACAGCCAGAGUCCCUUCCUCCAAUUCUUCCAGACCGGCCUCCAGGUCUCACUCUCCACCGAUGACCCUCUGCAGUUUCACUACACCAAGGAGGCGCUGAUCGAGGAGUACGCGGUGGCCGCCCAGUUCUGGAAGCUGAGCACCUGCGACAUGUGCGAGAUCGCGCGGAAUAGCGUCCUGCAGAGCGGGCUCGCCCACCGGGAGAAGCAGACGUUUCUGGGCGACAAUUACCUGACGGAAGGGCCCACCGGCAACGACAUGCUCCGGUCCAACGUCUCCCAGAUCCGGGUGGCUUUCCGGUUUGAGACCUGGACCCACGAGCUCAAGAUCCUGGUGCAGGGGGCCUGAGAGAGCCAACUCCCCCCCCCCCACUCGUCUCCGUGACCCCCAUCCUCGUGAACCCCCCUCCCUCGGCAACACAUGUACAAUUCUCAUGGUCAUCUCUGUUUCAAUGUUGGGACGCAGAACUUAAAAAAAACCACAGAGUCCUUCCCGCUGUCACUCUCCCUCAGUCCCACCCUCUCUCCCACUCUUUCUAUCCCUAUCCCUCCCUGCUCUCUCCCACUCACCUCUCCUCUCCUUCUCUCCCUCUCUCUCUCUCUCUUCUCUCUCUAACUCUUUCUCUGUUUUCUAUCUCUCCCUUUCCCUAUCUCUCUCUCUACUCCUUCUCUCUCCCUAGAUCUCUUUUUCUCCUUCUCCCUAUCUCUUUCUUCUCUCUGUCCCUGUCGCUUUAUCUCUCUUCUCUCUUCUCUUUCUCCCAUAUUUUCUCUCUCUCUCUCUUUCCCCCUCACCCUCUUUCUCCCAUAUUUCUCUCUCUCAUUCCACUGCUCUCCCCUUCUCUAUUUCUCCCUCUCUCUCUCAUUCCACCCUCCCCACUCUCUCUCUCACUUCACUCUUCUUCCCUUCUCACUCUCUCUCAUUCCCCCCUCACCCUCUCUCUUUCUCUCAUCUCUCUCUCUCUCUCUCUCUCUCUCUCUCUCUCCUCUCUCCCUUCUCUUCCAUGGGAGGAGAAGAUUGUGGCACGACGCAGUGCGCACAGAUACCCCAAAAUGAUAUCGUAUUUGUGAAGUAGGAGCCGUGCACAAUCCUGAUUUGAUGGAGACGGACAUGUGAAGCACGGAGGAACAUCUGGAGAAACUUCUGAAAUGCCCGCUUCGCUGCCGCUGCUGCUGUGCGAUCGAGAAUCUGCGGAGGGGAAGGCCCCAAAUCCUCAGCUUUGCCUAUUGCCUGUUGCCGGGUCCGGGGUUGAUGCGCUCGGCAGAGAUGGUGCUCGGUGUCGAAGGCUUGAAGUUUUCAGACAGACUCAAGAGUCGGACUGUGGUCGGAUGCUUCCAGGGUGCUGCAUCUGCAAAUUUGCGGUGCUGGAAGCUCAUGGCAGGGAGAGUUUUCUUCCUUCUACCGUCUGCGUGAGAUGAUGGGACUUUCGAGACUUUGAGACUUUUUUUUACCGUGUCCAUGGUCUGCUCUUUAUCAAACUACGGUAUUGCUUUGCACUGCUGUAACUAUAUGUUAUAAUUAUGUGGUUUUCGUCAGCUUUUUUAAUCUUGGUUUGUCUUGUAUUUCUGUGAUAUCAUUCCGGAGAAACUUAUCAUUUCUUAAAACAUGCAUUACUAAAUGACAAUAAAAGAGGACUGUGUGUCCUCAUAAUCUAAUCUAAUCUAAUCUCUAUCUCUAUCUUUCCCUCUCUCAUUCCCUC
This is a messenger RNA of Mobula hypostoma (lesser devil ray), 3421 nucleotides long. Its product is annotated as AMP deaminase 1-like. Gene Ontology annotation, molecular function: AMP deaminase activity. Gene Ontology annotation, biological process: IMP salvage; AMP metabolic process. Gene Ontology annotation, cellular component: cytosol. The record is from RefSeq and is a predicted model, not a curated record. The transcript is spliced from 14 exons. Lineage: Eukaryota; Metazoa; Chordata; Chondrichthyes; Myliobatiformes; Myliobatidae. Bases 184 to 2073 code for a protein of 629 amino acids.